Molecule: messenger RNA, 1068 nt
Organism: Bathycoccus prasinos
Lineage: Eukaryota; Viridiplantae; Chlorophyta; Mamiellophyceae; Mamiellales; Bathycoccaceae
Product: arogenate dehydrogenase
Exons: 1
Coding region: 1-1068 (355 amino acids)
Biological process (GO): L-tyrosine biosynthetic process
Molecular function (GO): arogenate dehydrogenase (NADP+) activity; prephenate dehydrogenase (NAD+) activity; prephenate dehydrogenase (NADP+) activity
Source: RefSeq, a predicted model, not a curated record
AUGAUUCGCGAGAAAACUGCCCACUUACUUAGUUUCAAUACGAGGAAAACACUUUUGAAAACAAGUUCAAAGUUGUAUCACAAACCCAAACUCGAAAGAUCAAAAGAUGGACUAAGCAUAAGCGCUAUUGAUGCUGCGCAGCCUUUUGACUUUGAAGCGAAAGCAAAAGUUGUAACGGAUAGAAAAAAUGCUCUAAAAAUAGGUAUCGUAGGUUUCGGAAAUUUUGGUCAGUUCGUGGCAAAAAGGAUCAUAUCAAAGGGUCACACUGUUAUUGCAACUUCACGAGGCGAUUACUCUGCAGUCGCUGCAGAUUUAGGCGCUUGCUUCUAUCCCGAUAUAGAUGAUUUCUGUGAGGAACAUCCGGAUAUCGUGAUCUUAAGCACCAGUAUUCUUUCUACAGAGAAGGUUUUACGAGAGUUUCCUUUCCAGAGAUUGCGGCGGAAUACUCUUUUCUGUGAUGUACUCUCUGUAAAGCAAUUCCCUAAGCAACUAUUCUUGAAACUUCUACCUCAAAAUUUUGACAUUCUAUGCUUGCAUCCAAUGUUUGGUCCCGAUAGUGGCAAAGGGAGCUGGAGAGAUUUACCUCUGGUAUAUGAGAAGGUAAGGGUUGGUGAAGAGAAAAGUAGAAAAAAUAGGUGCGAGCAAUUCCUUCAUUUAUUCGAAGAUGAAGGUUGUCGUAUGGUAGAAAUGUCCUGUGAAGAGCACGAUAGACAGGCUGCUUCAUCACAGUUUAUCACACAUACAGUAGGACGAAUGCUUGGAACCAUGGAGCUUGCAGACACAAGCAUUAGCACAAAGGGCUUCGAGUCGUUAAGAUCACUUGUUGACAACACUUACAAUGACUCCUUUGACUUAUACUAUGGCCUAUUCAUGUACAAUAAAAAUGCUACAAUAGAACUAUCCCGUCUUGAGCAAGCAUUUGAUGAGGUUAAAGGGCAGCUAUUCAAUAGAUUGCACGAAAUUAUUCGAAACGAAAUUUUUACAGAAGUUGAUGCAACACAGGACAUGGAAAACUCGAGUCUCUCAAACCUUCAAGGAGCAUCAGAAGAUGAUAAGAAAAAAAAGUAA